GUUUCGGACCGGGACGGGAUCAUGUCAAAUCGGAGAAGGAAUCAUACUAUUUAAGCAAAAGAAGUAGAUGCAGGAUGGAGUCCGCUCCACGCCACAUCGGAUCCUAUAAAUUCCCCGCCUUUUCUUCUCCACUCCACUCAUCACAAAUCUCUCUCUCUCUCCUCCUCCUCUCUCUCUCUCUCUCUCUCGCUCGCUCUCCAAGCUCCAGCUAGACUGUCCUGCUCUGCUUCGGUGCUUGCUACUGUGCACAGCCAGCCAGCUGCAGGCCUGCAGCAGAGAAGCUCUGCAGUGCAAUGGAGAGGCCUGCGCAGGCGCCCACGCAGCUGCCGCCGGGGUUCCGGUUUCACCCCACCGACGUGGAGCUGGUAGUGCUGUACCUCCGCCGGCAGGCCCUGGCUCGCCCGCUGCCGGCCGCCGUCAUCCCCGUCGUCCACGACGUCGCCAGGCUCGAUCCAUGGGACCUCCCUGGGGCAAGCGAAGGGGAGGGCUACUUCUUCAGCCUGCUGCGGCGAGCGCCGGCGACCGGCCGUGGCAGCCGCAGGAGGAGAGCUGGAAGCGGGUACUGGAAGGCCACGGGGAAGGAGAAGCCGGUGUUCCUGCAGUGCGGCGGCGGCGUUGGCGGCAAGGGGCAGCUGCUCGUGGGCGUCAAGACGGCGCUCGCCUUCCACCGCAGUGAGCCGCCGGCGCCGUCGUCGCGGACCGGCUGGAUCAUGCACGAGUACAGGCUCGCCGUGUCCCGCGGCGUGGCCGAGCAGAGAGAGAAGAAUGCGAGCCAGGGUUGCGUUGCUGCGCCGGGAGAGUGGGUCGUGUGCCGGGUCUUCCUGAAGAACGGAGCAAGAAGCAGGCCGAACCGGGAUGCCAACAGCAAAGCUCUGGGACACCGCGCCUCCGCUGCGCCGCCGCAGCCGCCACCGCAGCACCGGGAAGAUGUGGGAGGACGACGGCAGCAGCCGUUGCUACUCUCGUCGUCGCAGUCGUCGUCCUCGAGCUGUGUCACCGGCGCUACCGACUUGGCAGACCAAGACGACGAAGUCAGCGGCGGCGGCGGCGGCAUAAGCAGAGAUACCCCAGCUGACCCUCAAAGAGAGGCCUACUAGGGAUUUUUAAGUGUUCUCCCCCCCCCUCUCUCUCUCUUGCCCCGUUAAGCAUCAGAUAAUCAGGUUUAAGGCAAGCCCAGCGCAAGAAUGGUCCAGAUCCCGAAAUACCAUGUCAAACAGAUUUAGCAACCUGAGUUUUGAAUCAGGAGCGAUAGUUGCUACGGUAGAUCUGUGGUGUGGCAUGCACUUGGAUUUGAUGCUAGAAAAUGGGCGCUGCGGCGGCCCAGUAGUGUGUAAAAGCUAAAAUGGCGGUUAAUUUGAGGUGGAAUCCUGGUUGUAUUGUAUAUAUAGAAUCGUGGUCACUACGGCUGCCGUACCAUGAAUAUAUUUCAUAAUACUCCCUCUAUCGGUUUAUCCUAAUAAAUAUAUAAAGCGUAAUUAUUAUUUGUCGA
Messenger RNA from Sorghum bicolor (sorghum), 1489 nucleotides. Its product is annotated as NAC domain-containing protein 83. The coding region runs from base 294 to 1097 and encodes 267 amino acids. The record is from RefSeq and is a predicted model, not a curated record. The transcript is spliced from 3 exons. Gene Ontology annotation, biological process: regulation of DNA-templated transcription. Gene Ontology annotation, molecular function: DNA binding. NCBI's taxonomy places the organism in Eukaryota, Viridiplantae, Streptophyta, Magnoliopsida, Poales, Poaceae.